AUGCCUGUAUACGAACACUUAUUACCUGUUAACGGAGCAUGGAGACAAGAUGUCACCAAUUGGCUUAGUGAAGACGUGCCCUCUUUUGAUUUUGGUGGUUACGUUGUAGGUUCCGAUUCGAAGGAGGCCAAUCUAUACUGUAAGCAAGAUGGUAUGCUGUGCGGGGUUCCCUUUGCCCAAGAGGUCUUUGACCAAUGUCAAGUGCAAGUUGAAUGGUUUUUCAAGGAAGGUUGCAUCUUGGAACCUUCGAAGAAUGACUCUGGCAAGCUAGUCGUAGCCAAAAUUAUUGGACCCGCUAAAAACAUCUUGCUAGCGGAAAGGACUGCCUUAAACAUCCUUAGUAGAUGUAGUGGGAUUGCCACCGCUUCGCACAGGAUUAUUUGCUUGGCACGUUCUACAGGUUACAAGGGUACCAUUGCGGGAACAAGAAAGACUACACCUGGGUUACGUCGGUUAGAAAAGUAUUCAAUGCUCGUAGGUGGAUGUGACACCCACAGGUACGACCUUUCCUCUAUGGUAAUGCUCAAAGACAAUCACAUUUGGGCUACCGGUUCYAUAACAAAGGCUGUUAAGAAUGCUAGGUCUGUGUGCGGGUUUGCCGUGAAGAUUGAAGUCGAAUGUUUGAGUGAAGAGGAAGCCAUGGAAGCCAUUGAGGCUGGCGCGGAUGUCAUCAUGUUAGACAACUUCGAAGGUGAUGGUUUGAAGAAGUGUGCUCAGAGUUUGAAGGGCAAAUGGGAUGGUAAAAGACAUUUUCUCUUGGAAUGUAGCGGUGGCUUGAAAUUGGACAACCUCGAAGAGUAUUUGUGUGACGACAUUGACAUUUACAGCACCAGCAGUAUUCAUCAAGGUACCGGUGUAAUCGACUUCUCACUGAAACUUGCUCAUUGA
Messenger RNA from Saccharomyces eubayanus, 888 nucleotides. RefSeq names its product nicotinate-nucleotide diphosphorylase (carboxylating) (gene BNA6). The record is from RefSeq and is a predicted model, not a curated record. The transcript has a single exon. Gene Ontology annotation, molecular function: nicotinate-nucleotide diphosphorylase (carboxylating) activity. Lineage: Eukaryota; Fungi; Ascomycota; Saccharomycetes; Saccharomycetales; Saccharomycetaceae. Bases 1 to 888 code for a protein of 295 amino acids. Gene Ontology annotation, cellular component: cytoplasm. Gene Ontology annotation, biological process: NAD+ biosynthetic process; quinolinate catabolic process.